UAAAUAACCAGAUAACAUAGGAACCUGAGGGCGAUGAUUGCCGGCUUCAAAAACGCACCCAGACAAAUCACAGAACAAUUAGCAAAGAAGAAAGAAAGAAAACUAAACCACAAGAGACCGCGCCAGCCACUUGAAUUUCCCUCGAACAGGGGAGAAUAGAAUUGCAAAAUUCUUCUUCUUUUCUCUCACUCAAUCUGCAUAACCACACUAUUUCAAAACCCAAAUUAACUCAUCACUUAAUUGUAAAGAAACUUUCUCUGCUACUGAAUAGUAUUAUCGUGAGGCUUGUUGAACCAAAAAUAGAAAAUUAAAGAAAAAGAAAAGAAAAGUUGUGAUGGGGAUUUGGUGUGAUUCAGAAGAGGGUGGUGAAUAUGGAGGACAGUGUUCAUGGAGUUUCUUAACCAGGAGGAAAAGGGUGGAUUCUUCAGAUAAGAGCAAUUCUCAAGGCCAACUUGCCAAGGAGUUAACUGUGCCUCAUCUCAUGGCAAUUGGUGUUGGUGCAACAAUUGGUGCUGGUGUGUAUGUGCUGGUUGGAACCGUGGCUCGGGAACAUUCAGGAGCUGCUUUGCCCCUCUCUUUUCUGGUGGCUGGAUUUGCCGCUGCUCUUUCUGCACUUUGCUAUGCAGAGUUGGCUAGUCGCUGUCCUUCUGCUGGAAGUGCAUAUCACUACUCUUACAUCUGUGUUGGAGAAGGAGUUGCUUGGUUGAUUGGUUGGGCCUUGAUACUGGAAUAUACAAUUGGAGGAGCUGCGGUUGCUCGUGGCAUGACACCCAAUUUGGCUGCACUCAUUGGAGGAGGAGAAAAUUUGCCCAGCUUUUUAUCGCGGCAUAGCAUUCCUGGGAUUGAUGUUGUUGUUGACCCAUGUUCAGCAAUUAUGAUAUUUAUUAUUACUGGACUCCUAUGUGUUGGGAUCAAAGAGAGUACAAUGGUGCAAAGUAUAAUCACAUCAAUUAACAUAUGUGCAUUGAUUUUUGUCAUACUUGCUGGUGGUUACUUGGGGUUCAAAUCUGGAUGGGUUGGAUAUGAGCUUCCCGCAGGGUACUUUCCCUUUGGGGUAGAUGGGAUGCUAGCUGGUUCUGCUACAGUCUUUUUCGCAUAUAUUGGUUUUGAUGCAGUUGCCAGCACCGCCGAAGAGGUGAAAAAUCCUCAGCGUGAUUUGCCACUGGGUAUUGGUGGCUCAUUGUUUCUAUGUUGUGGAUUGUACAUGUUGGUGUCAAUUGUUAUUGUGGGUUUAGUGCCUUAUUAUGCAAUCAAUCCUGAUACCCCCAUAUCAUCUGCAUUUGCUGACAAUGGGAUGCAAUGGGCAGCAUACGUUAUAAAUGGUGGGGCCUUUACAGCUUUAUGCGCAUCAUUAAUGGGUGGGAUAUUGCCCCAGCCAAGAAUAUUGAUGGCUAUGGCAAGGGAUGGGUUGCUGCCACCAUUUUUUUCUGACAUAAACAAGUGCAGCCAAGUUCCUGUUAAGAGCACAAUAGUUACUGGCCUUGUUGCUUCACUCUUAGCAUUUUCUAUGGAAGUCUCUGAACUGGCUGGGAUGGUCAGUGUGGGUACACUUCUUGCAUUCACCAUGGUGGCAAUAUCUGUGCUAAUACUAAGAUAUAUCCCACCAGAUGAGGUUCUAUUGCUCCCUUCCCUCCAAGAACCAAUUGUUUCAGCGUCAACACAAUAUAGUUGGUGCAGCUUGGAAGCAAAUGAAGAAGAUGCAAAGACACAUGUUGGUGCUUCUGGGAGCAAGAAGCCUACAGUUUUUAAAGAGGAUGUACCAAUUGAUUGUCCUCUUAUUGCUAAAGAUCCUGUCAUAGGCAAAUAUGUACAUGAGGGUAACAGGAGAAAAGUAAUUGGGUGGGUAAUAGCAUUCACAUGCUUGGGGGUGUUUGUCCUCACAUUUGCAGCUUCAAAUAAAACUAUGAUCAGUUCUGUUCGUUUUGCAUUAUGUGGAGUUGGUGGCUGUCUUCUUCUGUCUGGUUUUGUCUUCCUAACCUGUAUGGAUCAAGAUGAUGCAAGGCACAACUUUGGGCACUCUGGAGGUUUUACUUGCCCAUUUGUGCCUCUGCUUCCCGUAGCUUGCAUUCUUAUCAAUUCCUAUUUACUUGUUAAUCUUGGGGCUGCUACUUGGGCACGUGUUUCUAUAUGGCUGGCUAUAGGAGUUAUUGUUUAUGUAUUUUAUGGCCGAACCCAUAGCACUCUGAAAGAUGCAGUUUGUGUGCCAGCAACUCAAGUUGUUGAUAUCUAUCACACAUCCACAAGCUGUCUUGCUUAAUCUCCAUGAACUCCGCACUGGAACUUGCAUGCAAAUAAAAUAGUGGCGUUUUACAAGCUAGUGAUAUCUAGUCACUACUGCGUAUCGCCACAAGGAUGUGCAUAUUGUAUGAAAAAAAUUGCGGAGUUAUUAUCAUUGAUUAAAAAGUUAAAUUGUAAAUUAUUAUAAAAUAUAUAUAACAAAAUGUUAAAUAAUUACAAUUAAUUCUCUUAAUUUUUGGACAGACAGUUGUACGUAACUCCGUAUUUUUAAAAAUACUUUUUUCGUUUUAGAAUUGUAAAGUUCAUCUAAAAAUGCACCUGCUAUGUUGGAUGGCCUGAAUUAAUGGUAAAUUAUUCAUCCCUGUUGUUUUA
This is a messenger RNA of Glycine soja, 2610 nucleotides long. Its product is annotated as cationic amino acid transporter 2, vacuolar-like. The transcript has 14 exons. Gene Ontology annotation, cellular component: membrane. The coding region runs from base 335 to 2257 and encodes 640 amino acids. Gene Ontology annotation, molecular function: amino acid transmembrane transporter activity. NCBI's taxonomy places the organism in Eukaryota, Viridiplantae, Streptophyta, Magnoliopsida, Fabales, Fabaceae. The record is from RefSeq and is a predicted model, not a curated record. Gene Ontology annotation, biological process: transmembrane transport; amino acid transport.